AUGGCGCGCGAAUUGCGGGCGCUGCUGCUGUGGGGCCGCCAGUUCCGGGCUCCGCUGCGGGCGCCGGUGCUGGCGGCCGCCCCGAGAGGAAAACCAGUUCUGUGUUCUUGGAGGCCCGUGGUCCAGUUAGAGAGUCAGUGGCGAAAGCUGGCUGCAGGUGGGGUCCCCGUGGGACGGGCGCACAGCACACAGGCUGCGGAAGACAAGCAGGAGGAGCCGCUGCACUCCAUCAUCAGCAGCACAGAGACCGUGCAGGGUUCCGUCUCCAAGCAUGAGUUCCAGGCUGAGACAAAGAAGCUCCUGGACAUUGUUGCCCGUUCCUUAUAUUCAGAAAAGGAGGUGUUCAUCCGCGAGCUCAUCUCCAACAGCAGUGAUGCCCUGGAGAAACUGCGACACCAGCUGUUGUGUGACGGCCAGCCGCUGCCAAGGAUGGAGAUCCACCUGCAGACCGACGCUGAGAAGGGCACCGUCACAGUCCAGGACACUGGCAUCGGGAUGACGCAAGAAGAGUUGGUGUCCAACCUGGGAACAAUUGCCAGAUCAGGGUCAAAGGCCUUCCUGGAUGCACUGCAGAACGAGGCUGAGGCCAGCAGCAAGAUCAUCGGCCAGUUCGGCGUGGGCUUCUACUCUGCUUUCAUGGUGGCUGACAGGGUCGAGGUGUUCACACAGUCAGCGGUCCCAGGGAGCCCUGGCUACCAGUGGCUUUCAGACGGCUGUGGAGCAUUCGAGAUCGCCGAGGCUUCUGGGGUCAGACCUGGGACCAAGAUCAUCAUCCAUCUCAAGGCUGACUGCAGGGAGUUUGCCGGCGAGGCCCGCGUGCGAGAUGUGAUAGCCAAGUACAGUAACUUUGUCAGCUUCCCCUUAUAUCUCAACGGAAAGCGUAUGAACACCCUGCAGGCCAUCUGGACCAUGGACGCCAAGGACGUGGGCGAGUCUCAGCACGAGGAGUUCUACCGCUUCGUGGCCCAGGCCUAUGACAGGCCGCGGUACACGCUGCACUACAGGACCGACGCGCCCCUCAGCAUCCGCAGCAUCUUCUAUGUGCCGGAGACGAAGCCGUCCAUGUUUGACGUGAGCCGGGAACGGGGCCCCAACAUUGCCCUCUACAGCCGUAAAGUCCUCAUCCAGACCAAGGCCACCGACAUCCUGCCCAAGUGGCUGCGCUUUGUCCGCGGCGUGGUGGACAGCGAGGACAUCCCCCUGAACCUCAGCCGGGAGCUCCUUCAGGAGAGCGCGCUCAUCAGGAAACUCCGGGACGUCUUGCAGCAGCGGCUGAUAAAGUUCUUCCUGGACCAGAGUAAGAAAGACCCUGAGAAGUACACCAAGUUUUUUGAAGACUACGGCUUGUUCAUGCGGGAGGGCAUCGUGACCACUGCUGAGCAGGAGGUCAAGGAGGACAUAGCAAAGCUGCUGCGCUACGAGUCCUCGGCCCUGCCUGCCGGGCAGCUGACCAGCCUCAUGGACUACGCCAGCCGCAUGCAGGCUGGCACCCGCAACAUCUACUAUCUGUGUGCACCCAGCCGGCACCUGGCUGAGCACUCACCCUACUACGAGGCCAUGAAGCAGAAAAACAUGGAGGUUCUCUUCUGCUAUGAGCAGUUUGAUGAGCUCACUUUGCUGCACUUGGGGGAGUUCGACAGGAAGAAGCUGAUCUCCGUGGAGACGGACAUUGUUGUUGACCACUACAAGGAGGAGAAGUUUGAGGACACAGCCCCAGCUGACGAGCGUCUGUCAGAGAAGGAGGCUGAAGACCUCAUGGCCUGGAUGAGAAACGCGCUGGGGUCACGUGUCACCAACGUGAAGGUGACCCUCCGCCUGGACACGCACCCAGCCAUGAUCACUGUGCUGGAGAUGGGCGCCGCCCGGCAUUUCCUGCGCAUGCAGCAGCUGGCCAGGACCCACGAGGAGCGCGCCCAGAUCCUGCAGCCCACCCUGGAGGUCAACCCCAGGCAUGCACUGAUCAAAAAGCUGAAUCAGCUGCGAGACCGGGAGCCUGAGCUGGCCCAGCUGCUUGUGGACCAGAUCUACGAGAAUGCCAUGAUAGCAGCAGGGCUCGUGGACGACCCCAGACCCAUGGUGGGUCGCCUCACUGAGCUCCUCACCAGAGCCCUGGAGAAGCACUGA
Orycteropus afer afer is the source of this 2124-nucleotide messenger RNA. RefSeq names its product TNF receptor associated protein 1 (gene TRAP1). NCBI's taxonomy places the organism in Eukaryota, Metazoa, Chordata, Mammalia, Tubulidentata, Orycteropodidae. The record is from RefSeq and is a predicted model, not a curated record. Gene Ontology annotation, molecular function: protein kinase binding; ATP-dependent protein folding chaperone; ATP binding. Gene Ontology annotation, cellular component: mitochondrial inner membrane. The transcript has 18 exons. The coding region runs from base 1 to 2124 and encodes 707 amino acids. Gene Ontology annotation, biological process: protein folding.